UUCGAAAUAUGCUAUUUGGGAUGAAGGAGAUAAUUAUAUUAUUGAGAAUUUUGAGGGAGAGGAUAUUAGGGUGAUACCUUCUUCAUCAAUACAUCAUAUGGAUCACGGAGAAGGCAACAAUGAAGGAAAAAGAGGAAGCAAGAUCAAUUUCUUUAAAAAACGAUUGAGCAAGCCAGACUCACCUACAAAAGAUAUGGUUGAGGAUGGGAAAAAUAAGGAAAACGAAAAAAUUAGGGACGCUAAGGAAAAUGAAGAAAUAAAGGACGAGAAAGCAAUAAAGGAGGAGAUCAAGGAUGAUAAAGCAAUGGAGGAUAUCAAGGAGGACAAGGGUAAAAAGAAAGAUGAUGAUGAAACGGAAUAA
Messenger RNA from Acaulospora morrowiae, 361 nucleotides. The record is from the annotation of a GenBank genome assembly. NCBI's taxonomy places the organism in Eukaryota, Fungi, Glomeromycota, Glomeromycetes, Diversisporales, Acaulosporaceae.